AUGGAGGAAAUGGAAGCCAAGUUCUGCAGCAGUGACAAAGAGGAAGCUUUCAAAAGAGAACUACCAUACUGCAUAGGAGAAAUAGACUUCACAGCUUCUGGGAAGAAACGUGGAAAGUUUAUUAAGGUCCCAAGUACCAUUCACCCUGGAAUUAUAUUUGAAGUUAUGCUCAACAAAUGGAAGCUACCUGCUCCCAAUUUGGUUGUCUCUUUAGUAGGGGAAGAAGAAAAUUUCCAGAUGAAGCCUUGGCUACGGGACACCUUAAAAAAAGGACUUAUAAAGGCAGCUCAAAGCACAGGUGCCUGGAUUUUUACCAGUGCUUUACGUGUAGGAAUAACAAGACAUCUAGUGCAAGCAGUCCGAGAUCAUGCACUGGCUAGCACUUCAUCCAAAGUCAGAGUGAUUGCCAUAGGAAUAACUUCACUCAGAAAAAUUCAGCACAGAGAAAUUCUGGAUAACACAAAGAAUGACUGUCUUGUACGCUACGAAUCAGAUGAUAAUAUCCAAGGCCCACUGUAUUCCCUGGAUCACAACCAUUCCCAUUUUAUUUUGGUGGAUCACAUAACACCAGAUGAGCCAGAUGGAACCACUAAGCUACGUCUCACCUUGGAAAAGCAUAUUUCAGAACAGCGUACUGGAUAUGGUGGAACGGGUAGCAUUGAGAUCCCUGUACUUUGCUUACUGGUAAAUGGAGGACCAGGCACACUUGAGAAAAUUUGCAGCGGCUUGGAAAAUUCUGCUCCCUGGCUUAUCUUAGCAGGGUCUGGGGGCACAGCCGACAUCUUGGCUGCAUUCAUGAAUGACCCGCAGCUUAUCACGCCAGAAGCUGUUGAAAAGCAACUUAAGGAGAAAUUCCCAGCAGAAACCUUCUUGGGGAAGGACAUUCUCCGAUGGACAGCAACAAUUCGGAACAUUAUUUCACACCCACAUCUUCUAACUCUGCACAACUUUGAGCAAGACAAUUCAGAAGAACUAGACACAGUCAUUUUGAAAGCUUUAGUAAAAGCCUGUAAAAGUCUCAGUCAGGACGCCCAGGAAUAUCUGGAUGAACUGAAGCUGGCAGUGGCCUGGAAUCGAGUGGACAUAGCUAAAAGUGAAAUAUUCAAUGGUGACGUGGAGUGGAAGUCCUGUGACCUGGAAGAAGUGAUGAUGGAUGCUUUGGUCAAUGACAAGCCAGAAUUCGUAAAAUUAUUUGUUGACAAUGGAGCUAACAUAUCUGAAUUCCUGACAUAUAGUCGUCUGCAAAGACUCUACUGUUCCAUUUCUCAGAAGUGUCUCCUCUAUGAACUUCUACUGAAGAAACAUGAAGAAAGCAAGCUGACCUUGGCAGGGCAACAGCAUAAGGGGCAGAAGACGACCUGCCCACUUUUCACUCUCAAUGAGGUCUCUAGAGUUCUCAAGGAUCUUCUCCAUGACACAUGCAAAGAUUUCUAUCAAGAACUCAGACAUGGAGGCAAGAAGAAAUAUGAUAAAAUGAAUACAAAGCAAGUACCUGGCCCCUUGGAUAUGAACCAGAAAACUGAAAAUCCUUGGAGGGAUUUGUUUGUAUGGGCAGUACUUCAAAACCGGCACAAGAUGGCAAACUACUUCUGGGCUAUGGGUCAGGAAGGUGUAGCUUCAGCUCUGGCUGCCUGCAAGAUCCUUAAAGAGAUGUCCCGCCUGGAGACGGAGACCGAAGUAGCACGUAUAACAAAAGAGGCCAAGUAUGAGCAGCUUGCUGUUGAACUGUUUAGUGAAUGCUACCACAACAGCGAGGAGAGAGCGUUUGCUUUGUUGGUGAGGAAAAAUCAGUACUGGAGCAAAACCACCUGCCUUCAGCUGGCUACAGAAGCGGAUGCAAAGUCUUUCUUUGCACAUGACGGUGUCCAGGCCUUCCUGACAAAAAUAUGGUGGGGAGACAUGUCUACAAGCACACAGAUCCUGAAGUUAAUCUGUGGAUUCUGGUGUCCUUUCCUAAUCUACACAAAUUUAAUAGCAUUCAGUGAGGAAAAACAACCAAAGAAUGAGCCAGAGACAUUUAGAGAGCUGGACAGUUUAGAUACAGAGAAGACUCUGUUUUUUUCCAAGGAAGAUGAUAGGGGAAGUACUAAAUUGGAGAAGCAGAACCCUUCUGAAAACAUAGCGUGGGCGACAUUCAUGUUUACUCGGUGGAAAAAAUUCUGGAGUGCCCCUGUAACUGUAUUUAUGGGGAAUGUUAUAAUGUACUUUGCUUUUCUCUUUCUAUUUACUUAUGUCCUUUUACUGGACUUCAGACCACCUCCACCUGAGGGUCCAUCUGCUACAGAAAUUAUACUUUACUUCUGGGUUUUUACCCUGGUCUUGGAAGAAAUCCGACAGAGUUUCUAUACAGACGAAGACAAAAAUUUAAGGAAAAAAUUUAAACUGUAUGUGGAGGAUAACUGGAAUAAAUGUGAUAUGGUGACCAUCUUUCUCUUCAUAAUUGGGGUAACCUGCAGGAUGCUGAACUCAACUUUUCAAGCUGGCCGUACAAUACUCGCCAUUGAUUUUAUGGUGUUUACACUUAGACUUAUACAUAUUUUUGCCAUUCACAAACAACUUGGACCAAAGAUCAUAAUUGUGGAAAAGAUGAUGAAGGAUGUUUUCUUCUUUCUAUUUUUCUUGAGUGUGUGGCUCAUUGCCUACGGUGUGACAACUCAAGCUCUACUUCAUCCCGACGACAGCCGAGCAGAAUGGAUAUUCAGGAGGGUGCUUUAUCGUCCUUACCUUCAGAUAUUUGGCCAGAUUCCACUGGAUGAAAUAGACACAUCUCGAAUGUAUCCCAGGAACUGUACAUUUAAUCCACUGCAGAUUCUGCAGGAGAACGCCCCAUCUUGUCCUAACAGCUAUGCCAACUGGCUUGUCAUACUUCUGUUGGUCAUCUUCCUGCUAGUCACAAAUGUUCUCCUUAUGAAUCUCCUGAUUGCUAUGUUCAGUUACACUUUUCAAGUUGUUCAGGGCAAUGCGGACAUCUACUGGAAAAUUCAGCGCUACAACCUGAUUGUUGAAUAUCAUGGCCGACCUGCCCUAGCACCACCAUUUAUCAUUAUUAACCACAUAACUCUGGUUCUCAGAAGAAUCUUCAACAAAAUGGAACAUAAAAAUGAACAUCUGGAAAGAGAUCUUCCAGUUGGCCUAGAUCAAAAAAUCAUAACGUGGGAGCUGGUGCAAAAAGAGAAUUAUCUUGUAAACCUUGAACAACAAAGGAAAGAAACCGAUGAAGAAAGACUGAAGGCCACAUCUAAUAAGGUAGAUAAUUUGUCUAAAUAUUUUAGUGGAUUGAAAGAACAAGAAAAGCGGUUUAAAGCUAUGGAAGCCCAGAUUUGCUACUGUACAGCUGUUAUCUCCUCAAUGGCAGAGCUUUUAACCAACCUCUUGUGCAACCAACCAGCUCCAAACUAUACAUGUGUGAUGAAUGCCAACACAGAAGUGCCUUUGCCAGAAAGAAGUGAAAGAGAAGAGCGUGCAGAUCAGUCCGAGACUGACAUCACAUACAUCGAUAAUUAAAUUUUACUUAUUUUGUCCUACUGAACUACUGUAGAAGUAAAAUAAUAAUCUCAUUAAGGCCUAAGGCCCAGCUUGCAGUGUCUUUAUGCCAAGCACUGUCAAUGUUUGACACUACUGAGGAUUUCUUAUUCUUCCUCCUUCAAUUACUUGGGCUUUCUUCCCUCCUGCUCCUAUAAUGCUUGGUUCUUUCUCCAAAACUCCAUUCCACAAAUCACAUUAAAAAACUUUCUUCUCCAGGAUGACUCCACCACCUUACUUCCUAAAUACAAUCUGCCUUCUGUUCUCCAGAUACCAUACCCUCAAUCCAACGUCACCAUUGCUCAUUUACACAUUUCUCUGUUCAAGGGAGUCUCCCUUUUGAAGGGUGAUCAUUUAUGCACUAAAAACCAAGCCACUUCCUUGGCAAAGAAAGCAAGCUCCUACCUCUAAGUUGCUUAGAAAGGAAAUCAAGCAAUAGCUUCCACAGGAAAGGGCCUGGAAUACUGAACUAUUACAACCCUGGAGUUCUUACAAUCCUCAUACUGCACUCACCGUCUUCUCUUCCCAUGCUGGCUUCUGCGAGGUAUUCUUUGCCGGUGUUCCUGACUGAGGGCUCCUCACUCAUUCCCAGAAGCUGGAAUCUCGCUGCGCGGUCCUCAAAGGUGGGGUGGCUUGCAGUCGCUUUCCAAACACAAAUGGGAUGGCCCUCCCGCAGUCGGAUCCCCAAGCCUCUGCUGCUCCUGUUUUUAUUGUAAUGCCAGCCCGUAGCUGCUGUCAGCUUGCUGCUGCUAUUAAAGGAGACUCUGCCUUUGUGUACCAUGGACCACUGCAU
Messenger RNA from Calidris pugnax (ruff), 4315 nucleotides. It is a transcript of the gene TRPM5, whose product is annotated as transient receptor potential cation channel, subfamily M, member 5. The transcript is spliced from 24 exons. Gene Ontology annotation, molecular function: calcium-activated cation channel activity; ligand-gated calcium channel activity. NCBI's taxonomy places the organism in Eukaryota, Metazoa, Chordata, Aves, Charadriiformes, Scolopacidae. The coding region runs from base 1 to 3504 and encodes 1167 amino acids. Gene Ontology annotation, biological process: calcium ion transmembrane transport. The record is from RefSeq and is a predicted model, not a curated record. Gene Ontology annotation, cellular component: membrane.